Salvelinus namaycush (lake trout) is the source of this 2161-nucleotide messenger RNA. RefSeq names its product RNA-binding protein 4.1-like. Gene Ontology annotation, biological process: mRNA splicing, via spliceosome. Gene Ontology annotation, cellular component: cytosol; nuclear speck. Bases 770 to 2026 code for a protein of 418 amino acids. The transcript has 3 exons. Gene Ontology annotation, molecular function: mRNA binding; zinc ion binding. Lineage: Eukaryota; Metazoa; Chordata; Actinopteri; Salmoniformes; Salmonidae. The record is from RefSeq and is a predicted model, not a curated record.
UAGAACAUGUAAUCUAGCUAGCUAUCCAUUCAUUUUAAUGUCAUGUUAGGUAUUGCCGUUGCAACCAGCACAAAUAUGAAAUACAACUAUGUAAAAUCAUAUGACCAUAAUGCAACGCGUUUCGGAUCUAUUGUUAGCGUAGCAUGCUCGUUGUGCAUGCACAGACAGACGACACACUUGCUAGCGUUGCCACAAAAGGCAAUUACUAGCUUGUCUGCAAUAGUGUCGCUAGCUCUCAUGCACGUUCCAAACGAGUACACGUGCAAAGAUGCUGGUCGCUGAAAUUGUUAAUGUUAGUUCGGGGGCCUGAAUGAAUGAGCAAUGUACAGCUUGUUCAGUUCCUAAGCAUAACCUCUGUUGCAAAAAACAGCAUUGUGAUUGGUUAAUAACUGGUCCUCCUACUUAUGACCCAAUGCAUUCACUUACACUGCAUAGUGCAUUUUUAUUUAACUAGGCAUGUCUGUGAACAACAACAUUCGUAUUUACAUUGACGGCCUACCUAAGGCAAAACACCUCAUGCGGGGCUGGGAUAAUAUAUAUAUAUAUAUUAGAACAAAACACAUGCGACGAGACUCGACAACAAUGCAUAAAGAGAGUCCUAAGACACUAGCUUAUUGAUCAAACAUUUGAUAUUUUAAUAGGUUACUCAAUAUACUUUUAGGUUCAUAAGACUCCCUAAGCCAAGAGUUUUUUUGUUGUUGUUUUAAUCAAAUUAUUUCCUUUGUCUAAUCCUCUUCCAUUGUUCAUAUACUGAAGUGGGAGCAUCACCAUGGUGAAAAUCUUCAUUGGGAACUUGUCUCCAGACACCAUGGCAGAGGAGCUGCGCUCCCUCUUCUCCCAGUAUGGAAAGGUCUCUGAGUGUGACAUCGUCAAGAACUUUGGCUUUGUGCACAUGAAGGACAAAGCUGAAGCGGAGGAGGCCAUCAAGAACCUCCACCACUAUGAGCUCAACGGGGAGCAGAUGAACGUGGAGAUGAGCCGCGGCAGACCCAAAGACACCACCAAGCUGCACGUGGGCAAUAUCAACAGCAGCUGCACUAACCAAGAGAUGCGGGCAAAGUUUGAGGAGUACGGCCCCGUGGUGGAGUGUGACAUAGUGAAGGACUACGCCUUUGUCCACUUGGAGCGUGUGGAGGAUGCCAUGGAGGCCAUCAGUGGGCUGGACAACACAGCCUUCCAAGGCAAACUGAUGAGCGUGAAGCUUUCGACUAGCCGCCUGCGUACUACGCCGGGCAUGGGAGAGAGGACAGGUUGUUAUCGGUGCGGGCAGGAAGGCCACUGGUCCAAAGAGUGCCCGCUCGACACUUCGGGCAACUACAGAGAGGGUGCCGAGCCAAGCUCUGACGGAUUCAAUGGCGGUGCCCCUAGGUUCGGCGGUGGCUGCGGUUAUCACCGGGGCUUGAGUGUCGGCGAUCCAGGUUACAGUGGCAGUGAUCCAGUUUACAGUGGAAGCUAUUCUCCCGCGCACGGCUUUGGCGGUGCGCCCGGGUACGGCAGGGCCGCAGGCUAUGAAAGCACAUUGGGUUACGGGCUUCCGCUGGGUUACGGAAUGAGCGCCGCCGAACAUAGCAUGGCCCGGGUGUAUGCCAGCGAGGCAGCGUACGGAGGCAGCAGCUGGAGCCACGGCGUGGUCCCAGCCUACCCUGUGCGGCGGUCAUCGUACGAGGACCGGGAUCCGUAUGGUGCCGUGGACUUCUACGAGAAGUACCGGGCUCGCCCGUAUGGAGCCAGUUAUUUCGAAGAGCGCCGGUCUGUUCCUUUGCCCAGCCCACCGUACCGUUUCUCCUCGGCCAUAAUGAGGGAGCGCCUGCCUCCCUCUAGCCCCGACCUAUACGAGCGCCGUCCUCUCCCUUCUCCACCAGCACCCCUCUCCUCAUACUACUCCCGCGACCGGAGCCCAUUCCGGCGAAUACCUACCGAGGCGUACGAGCGCGCGCGCCUCUCCCCGGUGCCCUCUCUCCCCAGAAGCUCGGCUUACGACAUCCCGCGGGACCCCUACGCCGAGCGGGCGCGAUAUGCUUACUAACCUUUCUCCCUCCUGUCCAGGUAUCGCGACAGUCUCGUGCUCGGUUGACCAUCUUUGUUUCGACUCACGAUGCAUUUCGGCUUUGGCUGCAAUCGCGGGACUGUGAAAGUGCAGACAUUUAGCUUCCCUGUUCGG